Messenger RNA from Eleginops maclovinus (Patagonian blennie), 3545 nucleotides. It is a transcript of the gene zdbf2, whose product is annotated as zinc finger, DBF-type containing 2. The transcript is spliced from 10 exons. NCBI's taxonomy places the organism in Eukaryota, Metazoa, Chordata, Actinopteri, Perciformes, Eleginopidae. The record is from RefSeq and is a predicted model, not a curated record. Bases 1868 to 3376 code for a protein of 502 amino acids.
AGAACCGUGAGCAGUUGUUGUUGUGCAGUUCUCUGGGCGGCCACUCGGCGCUGUGAAGCCGCCUCUACCUGAAAUUCAGCAGCAGAAGAAGAGUCAAACCGGAAACUUAACAGAUGAAGGAGCAGCGCGCGACGGAAGGAGACUUGAUCGUGAAAGUAAACAACAACAAAGACCAGCUGCAGGUUCAUGGACUGGUUACAGUGGGUUACAGCAUGGAUCGCUCUGAUUGGAUGGGUGAUUCACUGACGACUCUGUUUCGAGAUUCGCAGGAUGUCCGACUCUGAUGAAGGUUACCAGAAGACAGCAGGAUCCCCCAGCAGGUGAGUCUACCUGUAGAUUAAUAUCAUUAUGUGUCUGUUAAUGAGGUGUGUGUUAAUAAGGUGUGUGUUAAUGAGGUGUGUGUUAAUAAGGUGUGUGUUGAUGAGGUGUGUGUUAAUAAGGUGUGUGUUGAGGUGUGUGUUAAUAAGGUGUGUGUUGAGGUGUGUGUUAAUAAGGUGUGUGUUAAUAAGGUGUGUGUUAAUAAGGUGUGUGUUAAUAAGGUGUGUGUUAAUAAGGUGCGUGUUGAUGAGGUGUGUGUUAAUGAGGUGUGUGUUAAUGAGGUGUGUGUUAAUGAGGUGUGUGUUGAUGAGGUGUGUGUUAAUAAGGUGUGUGUUGAGGUGUGUGUUAAUAAGGUGUGUGUUAAUAAGGUGUGUGUUAAUGAGGUGUGUGUUGAUGAGGUGUGUGUUGAUGAGGUGUGUGUUGAUGAGGUGUGUGUUAAUGAGGUGUGUGUUAAUGAGGUGUGUGUUGAUGAGGUGUGUGUUGAUGAGGUGUGUGUUAAUGAGGUGUGUGUUAAUGAGGUGUGUGUUGAUGAGGUGUGUGUUAAUGAGGUGUGUGUUGAUGAGGUGUGUGUUAAUAAGGUGUGUGUUGAUGAGGUGUGUGUUAAUAAGGUGUGUGUUAAUAAGGUGUGUGUUAAUGAGGUGUGUGUUGAUGAGGUGUGUGUUGAUAAGGUGUGUGUUAAUAAGGUGUGUGUUGAGGUGUGUGUUAAUAAGGUGUGUGUUGAGGUGUGUGUUGAUAAGGUGUGUGUUGAUGAGGUGUGUGUUGAUAAGGUGUGUGUUAAUGAGGUGUGUGUUAAUAAGGUGUGUGUUAAUGAGGUGUGUGUUAAUGAGGUGUGUGUUAAUAAGGUGUGUGUUGAGGUGUGUGUUAAUAAGGUGUGUGUUAAUAACGUGUGUGUUAAUAAGGUGUGUGUUAAUAAGGUGUGUGUUGAGGUGUGUGUUGAUAAGGUGUGUGUUGAUGAGGUGUGUGUUAAUAAGGUGUGUGUUGAUGAGGUGUGUGUUAAUAAGGUGUGUGUUGAUGAGGUGUGUGUUAAUAAGGUGUGUGUUGAGGUGUGUGUUGAUAAGGUCUGUGUUGAUGAGGUGUGUGUUAAUAAGGUGUGUGUUAAUAAGGUGUGUGUUGAUGAGGUGUGUGUUGAUGAGGUGUGUGUUGAUGAGGUGUGUGUUAAUAAGGUGUGUGUUGAUGAGGUGUGUGUUAAUAAGGUGUCUGUGUGACAGGAUCUGUGUGGAUCCAGGUCCCUCCAGCAGGCGGGGUUACUGCGGGUUUUGCAGGGUUCUCUACACCCACCUGAACCAGCACCUGUGCAGCCUGCGACACCUGGACGCUGUAAGAGCGUCGUCCAGAGGAAGCUCCGCCUCCUCCUACUCCAGCACCAGCCUAUUGGAGCGCUUCCUGCAGGACGUCCUACAACACCACCCGCACCUCUACAACGACCCCAGGCCACCUCACCCCGACCUCCCGACAGUCUCUGCCCCCUUGCCUUUGAGGGAGGAGCCAACCAAUCAGAUAGGUGGGCAUCUGGGUCAGGAGAGGCUGUCUGCACCAAUCAGAGAGCAGCAUGGAGGGCCUGCCUCCUAUGCACAGAACCUGCCCCCCGUCCACAGAAAGGCCCACAGGAAGACCAACAGGAGGAAAACAAGUGACUCCUCCACCCCCCCUCCCCCUUUGGGGCCCUGGAAGUGCUGGCAGCAGGAGAGGAGCGGGGGGGCUUAAAGCUGAGGUGUUCUCUUCAGACCAGAGCGACUCCAUGGAUCAAACCAUUGAGCAGGUGAUCCAGGUGUGUUGUCACGGCUCCUCGGACAGCUUCAACUUCAGCCUCCCAGUCUCCAUUGAGACACAGAGUGAGGGAUGGGACUUACCUGUGCAGCGAGGCCUGGAGGACACACCUGGCCAGGUUAGCAGGGAGGAUUUGUGCCAGCUGACGGAGGUUCAGGUCCACCUGACGGAGGCUCACCUACAACAGCACAUGUACUCUGCCCGGUUAGACUCCGCCCUCGAGGGGGGCGGGGCUUGGCAGGAUGAGGGCUUUCUGUCUCUACCCAUAGAGGAAGUGCUGCCGGCCCCCCAACAUAUCCCAGAAUCCUUCAGGGGAAAGAGCUGGACCCAGAUUCACAUGGAGGACGAGGAGCGGGUGGAGAGGCUGGUGAGGCAGUUCAGGGGAGGGGCCUUCCUCUGCUACUUUGACUCUGAGUCAUUGGCCAGGUAUGGGAGGAGGCGAAAUCAGAUCCAGAAAGGUGGAGGUGAGAACCUGGAGGCGGAGUCUGACCCCGGCUUCCUGCCCCUAUUGGAUGGCAAUGAGCAGGUGUGUGUCGGGAGGAGGCUGGGCCUCAGAGUGGCGUCCAGGUGCCAGGUGGUGAAGGUGAGUCGCAGCACUCAGACCGUCCGGUUGGUAGUCCCAGCUGUCCGUCAGUCAGAGGCCCCGCACCCAGAAGUCCCAGCUGUCUGUCAAUCCGAAGCCCCACCCUCUGUAGUCCCAGCGGACAAUCAGGAAGCAGAGAGGACCCCUGUGUCAUGGCGCUGCCUCCCUGCAGAGUAUUGCGACAUCCUGACUCCUCUGCAGCCACGCAGUUCCCUGAUCUACCUGUUGGGCCCCGCCCCCCCUCACUCCCCAGCUGCAAACCCCGCUACCACACACACAGGGUAUGCCCCCCGGCGCUGCAGGAGGAGGUGGCGGCCGCUGGCCUCACAGGGGUCCAAACUCAAAUACAAACCACUUCCUAUGCGCUUCUACAACCCAACCAGCAACCGCAUCCUGAAGCAUCCCCCACCCUCCAGAGGCCCCGGCCCCCCCAGAGGCGCGGUCCCCUCAUGUCCCUUUCCUCCUUGCGUUCGUCAGCUGUUCCGUAGUCUGAGUCCGGACCUGAACGCUGAGGGGGAGGGGCCCUCCAGGGUUAAAACCCCACCCCCUCACAGAGGGGGAAGGAGGACACAGCCCCAGCCCCCACUCAGGAGAACAAGGUCUCAGGCUUCCGCCCCCCCUCCCAACAGAGAGGGUCUGCGCCGACCCCACCCCUCCUCACCCUGCAGGGGGAGGGGCCGCCGGGGCAGCAGGGGGGGAGGCGGGUAACUGCCCUUCACAUUAAAAUGUUAUAUCUGUAUUCUCUGUGAGAGGUCAUAUAAUUAAUAAUGAAUUACUAUUCGGGGGGGGGGUCUUUAUUAUGUUUAUAAAGCUUUACAGGAACUCUGGACAUUUCAUAAAGUUAUUGUUUCACAACUAUUAAAAAUCAGGAACAGUU